CCUUGAACCCUACACAUGACCCUUCCAUGUCUCCCCUUUCAUGUUUUUUAUAAGACCCUUUAUGCCUCUUAUUCCCUCUGUCCCACUUCCAUCUUCCCAUAAACUCCUCAAAUUUUAUUUAUCUUAUGCACCAUUUCCUAGUGUGUCCGUGUGCCUAAAAAUUUUAUUCUCUUCUUCUCAACAAUUUCUUUCUUUUCACACCCCCUUUCUCCACCUAAUAACUUAAUAUUAUUAUUAUUGAUUUGUAAUAUGGCUAAUUCUACAAGUGGAAGUGGUUCACCUUGUGGAGCAUGCAAAUUCCUAAGAAGAAAAUGUGCAUCUGACUGCAUUUUUGCACCUUACUUUUGCUCAGAACAAGGACCUGCAAGAUUUGCAGCCAUACAUAAAGUAUUUGGUGCUAGCAAUGUUUCAAAGUUACUUUUGCAUAUACCAGCUCAUGAACGUUGUGAAGCUGUUGUCACUAUUGCUUAUGAGGCUCAAGCUCGUAUUAGAGACCCUGUUUAUGGUUGUGUCUCACACAUUUUUGCCUUACAACAACAGGUAGCAUGCUUGCAGGCACAGUUGAUGCAAGUGAAAUCUCAGCUGUCACAGAACAUGAACACAGAGAAUAAUCAGUGGACAGGGAAUAAUAAUAAUAAUAAUAAUAUUGGUGGAACACAACCAAUGAAUUAUCCAUUUUAUAAUAUGAAUCCUAUAUCUCCUCAGAGUUCACUUGAGUCAUCAAUUGAUCACAGCAGCAGCAGCAUGAAUGAUGGAAUGAUGAACAUGCAAGAUGUACAAAGUAGCAGAGAUGAUUUCUCAUUCCAACCAUGUAAUAACAAUAAUUCUAAGAAAAGAAUGUCAUAUAACAAUAAUUAUGAGCACUUGGGUGAGUUGCAAGAACUAGCACUUAGGAUGAUGAGGAACUAACUAGUUUGGAAGUAAAAUUACCAUUUGAUUUCUUGAAGGAUCGAUGAUGUUCUUAUGUUGAGGAAUUAUGCUCUUUUUCUAUAGUUGUAUAUAAUGAGAGUGUCAAAAAGAAAAAUAUGCAUUUGACGCAAUCAAACAAUCUAGACCAUUGAAUCAAGAUCAAAUAAUUUAUGUUU
Messenger RNA from Cicer arietinum (chickpea), 1085 nucleotides. Its product is annotated as LOB domain-containing protein 16. The record is from RefSeq and is a predicted model, not a curated record. Lineage: Eukaryota; Viridiplantae; Streptophyta; Magnoliopsida; Fabales; Fabaceae. Gene Ontology annotation, cellular component: nucleus. Gene Ontology annotation, biological process: positive regulation of DNA-templated transcription; hormone-mediated signaling pathway.